AUGUCGGAGGGUGAGCAGCCGGCGGCGGUGGGUGGGCUGACUGACUUCGAGGUGGAAGAAUGGGAUGCCGACUUCCUGGACCAGCUCGUCCAAGCCGAGGAACUUGCUUUGUCCACCCAGCACCCUCGCCACGCGCCGUCGUUGCUUUUGUCGCCGACGUUUCUGACGCACCCGGCUGCUCCGCGAGUACCGCCCUGUGACGUCAGUUACUCUCCUCCUCGCGAGCUCUCGCAGCGAACCCGCGAAAUCAUCCAAGCGGAAGACGUUCCUGAUUCCACCGGUUCUUUUUGUGCAAUUGCUAACCACUUUGCUAAGGAGCAAGAAAAUGAUAGGCUAAAGAAACAGCUUCAAGGCGUCUCAAAGCAACUUCAUCAACCGGAGCAGGAAAUUUUGGAACUUAGAAAAGAAAAGGACAAAAAGGAGGAUGAGCUCAAAAUUUUACAAUCAAAGGUCGAGGCAAAAGAUGCGGAGUUUCAAACCAUGAAGAAUGCUGAGAUUCCUACAGCUCCUGGGAUAUCUACGAGUGUCAAAAUGCAAAGCCGUCAAAUGAUAAGCUUAGCUCUUCAAGUAUACGUAGCUCAGAAAAGUUAUUUAACCUGUGGAACUCAGAUGAUCAGAAACAGGGAAAAGCUCUAG
Messenger RNA from Striga hermonthica, 636 nucleotides. The record is from the annotation of a GenBank genome assembly. Lineage: Eukaryota; Viridiplantae; Streptophyta; Magnoliopsida; Lamiales; Orobanchaceae.